AUGACAACCUCCCAGACUCACAGCGGAAAGGCGGCUACGCCGACGGGAAUCAAAGUGGUGAUCGUUGGCGCAGGAUUCGGUGGAUUGACGGCUGCAAUCGAAUGUUAUCGCCAGGGACACAGCGUGGAGAUAUACGAAUCAUUUCCAGAGCUCAAAUCGCUCGGUGAUAUCAUCUCCUUCGGUCCUAAUGCAGGUCGAAUCUUCCGUCGUUGGUCCGAAGGUGCCAUCACGGAACGACUGAGGGCUUUGAGUAUUAACUUGGAAAACCACGGCUUCAAGAUUCACAAAUGGACGGGCGAGCUUAUGCACACACAGCCGCCUCAUAAAUACGAUCCGGAGGCCCCGGUAUUCAAUGGUCAUCGGGGUGAAUUGCACACGGUUAUUUUCAAUUAUGCAAAGGAUGAUUUAGGGAUUCCCAUUCAUCUCGGUCACAAGGCUGUAGAGUAUUUCGAGGAUGAGACCCAAGCUGGCAUCAUUCUUGAGAAUGGAAAUAAGGUUACUGCAGAUCUCGUCAUUGGGGCAGAUGGUGUACGCUCUAAAGCGCGUGAGCUGGUCCUGGGCUAUGUCGACAAGCCAAAGUCAAGUGGCUAUGCAAUCUUCCGGGCAUGGUUCUCAAACGAGGACAUGAUGCGCGAUCCACGCACUAAACAUUUUUGUGAAAAUGGCGAUACCUUUAAUGGAUGGAUUGGGCCUGAUGUGCAUUUUCUCUUUUCCACCAUCAAAAAUGGACAAGAUUGCUGUUGGGAUGAAGCCGAUAUUGCAGAAUCUUGGUCACUCCCCGGUAAAUUGGAAGAUGUGUACAAGGUUAUUGACGGCUGGGAUCCGCUCGUCAAAGCGAUUGUCGAGAAGUCACCCUCACUCGUCGAUUGGAAACUUGUAUACCGGGAUCCGCUGCCUCGGUGGGUGAGUGAUCAGGGACGUAUUGCGUUGCUUGGGGAUUCAGCACAUCCUUUUCUACCUACUUCCGCACAGGGAGCGACGCAGGCGAUGGAAGAUGGGGUCGUACUCGCAGUGUGUUUGAAAGAAGGCGGGAAGGACAAUGUGCCUGAUGCUGUGCGAGCUUAUCAAGAUAUCCGGUACGAACGUGUGAAAGCCGUUCAGAAGACCGGAGAGACCACCCGUGAUAUGUGGCAUAAGGCAGACUGGGAUCAGGUCAAGAAAAAUCCCUCAUCCAUUCAGCUUCCCCGUGAAGAUUGGAUUUUCCGAUUCGAUGCGGAGAGUAACGCGAGGGACUCGUUUGAGUCGGCAUUGCAGAGGGUGCAGGAGGUGAACUAG
This is a messenger RNA of Penicillium longicatenatum, 1275 nucleotides long. RefSeq lists its product as uncharacterized. Gene Ontology annotation, biological process: secondary metabolite biosynthetic process. The transcript has 7 exons. The record is from RefSeq and is a predicted model, not a curated record. NCBI's taxonomy places the organism in Eukaryota, Fungi, Ascomycota, Eurotiomycetes, Eurotiales, Aspergillaceae. Bases 1 to 1275 code for a protein of 424 amino acids. Gene Ontology annotation, molecular function: monooxygenase activity; FAD binding.